GUCAGUCCUUGGCCUGAAAGAGCUGGGCAUUGGGCAAUGGAAGCCCCCACCCACGUGCCACCCCUGCCUCCAGGAGGAAAGAAACUGAUCUAGGGUCUGUGCCAGGCUGGUUCCCAGGCCCGACCACAACCCAGUCGGAUGCCCCACCUGGGAGCGAGGCUGCUGCACAGGCUGGGAGGCCUGCUCAUGAGCUCCGCACUGCUGGCCAGGGAGCUGUUCCGACUCCUGCUCGCCGCCCGGCAGGCACCACUUCCUGGUGAUAUGGCCAGAUCCUAUGGUUUAACAGAUGAAAAAGUGAAGGCAUAUCUUUCUCUUCACCCCCAGGUAUUAGACGAAUUUGUAUCUGAGAGUGUUAGCGCAGAGACUGUAGAGAAAUGGCUGAAGAGGAAAACCAGCAAAUCAGAAGAUGAAUCGGCUCCUAAGGAAGUCAGCAGGUACCAAGAUACGAACAUGCAGGGGGUUGUGUACGAACUGAACAGCUACAUAGAACAGCGGCUGGACACAGGCGGGGACAACCACCUGCUCCUCUACGAGCUGAGCAGCAUCAUCAAAAUAGCCACAAAAGCUGAUGGGUUCGCACUGUACUUCCUCGGAGAGUGCAAUAAUAGCCUGUGUGUGUUCACACCGCCUGGAAUACAGGAGGGGAAGCCCCAGCUCAUCCCGGCCGGGCCAAUUACCCAGGGCACCACCAUCUCUGCUUACGUGGCAAAGUCCAGGAAAACACUGUUGGUGGACGACAUCCUUGGGGAUGAACGGUUCCCAAGAGGUACUGGACUGGAAUCAGGGACUCGUAUCCAGUCUGUUCUUUGCUUGCCAAUUGUCACUGCCAUCGGAGACUUGAUCGGGAUUCUAGAGCUGUACAGGCACUGGGGCAAGGAAGCCUUCUGUCUCAGUCACCAGGAGGUUGCAACAGCAAAUCUUGCCUGGGCUUCGGUCGCAAUCCACCAAGUGCAGGUGUGCAGAGGUCUUGCCAAACAGACUGAACUGAACGACUUUCUACUCGACGUAUCAAAAACAUAUUUUGAUAACAUAGUUGCAAUAGAUUCUCUACUUGAACAUAUAAUGAUAUAUGCAAAAAACCUGGUGAAUGCCGAUCGUUGUGCACUCUUCCAGGUAGACCAUAAGAACAAGGAGUUAUAUUCAGACCUUUUUGAUAUUGGAGAGGAAAAGGAAGGAAAACCUGUCUUCAAGAAGACCAAAGAGAUAAGAUUUUCUAUUGAGAAAGGAAUUGCUGGUCAGGUAGCAAGAACAGGUGAAGUGCUGAACAUCCCAGAUGCCUACGCAGACCCACGCUUCAACAGGGAAGUGGACCUGUACACGGGCUACACCACCCGGAACAUCCUGUGCAUGCCCAUCGUGAGCCGAGGAAGUGUGAUAGGCGUGGUGCAGAUGGUGAACAAGAUCAGCGGCAGUGCCUUCUCUAAAACGGAUGAGAACAACUUCAAGAUGUUUGCUGUCUUCUGCGCCCUGGCCUUACACUGUGCUAAUAUGUACCACAGGAUCCGUCACUCAGAGUGCAUCUACCGCGUGACCAUGGAGAAGCUGUCCUACCACAGCAUCUGCACCGCCGAGGAGUGGCAAGGGCUCAUGCACUCCACCCUCCCUGCCCGGCUCUGCAAAGAAAUCGAAUUAUUCCACUUUGACAUUGGUCCUUUUGAAAACAUGUGGCCUGGGAUUUUUGUCCACAUGGUCCAUCGGUCCUGCGGAACGUCCUGCUUCGACCUUGAGAAGCUGUGCCGCUUCAUCAUGUCUGUGAAGAAGAACUACCGGCGGGUCCCGUACCACAACUGGAAGCACGCAGUCACCGUGGCCCACUGCAUGUACUCCAUCCUGCAGACCAGCCGCGAGCUCUUCACCGACCUGGAGCGUAAAGGGCUGCUCAUCGCCUGUCUGUGCCACGACCUGGACCACCGGGGCUUCAGCAACAGCUACCUGCAGAAGUUCGACCACCCGCUGGCUGCGCUCUACUCCACGUCCACCAUGGAGCAGCACCACUUCUCCCAGACCGUGUCCAUCCUGCAGCUGGAAGGGCACAAUAUCUUCUCCGCCCUGAGCUCCAGUGAGUACGAGCAGGUGCUUGAGAUCAUCCGCAAAGCCAUCAUCGCUACGGACCUCGCUUUGUACUUCGGGAACAGGAAGCAGUUGGAGGAGAUGUACCAGGCCGGAUCCCUGAACCUGAACAACCAAUCACAUAGAGACCGUGUCAUUGGCCUGAUGAUGACCGCCUGCGACCUGUGCUCUGUGACAAAGUUGUGGCCAGUUACAAAACUGACGGCCAAUGAUAUAUACGCGGAAUUCUGGGCUGAGGGUGACGAAAUGAAGAAGCUGGGAAUCCAGCCCAUCCCCAUGAUGGACAGAGACAAGAAGGAUGAAGUCCCGCAAGGCCAGCUCGGGUUCUACAACGCCGUAGCCAUCCCCUGCUACACCACCCUGACCCAGAUCCUGCCUCCCACCGAGCCGCUCCUUAAAGCAUGCAGGGAUAACCUUAAUCAAUGGGAGAAGGUGAUCCGAGGGGAGGCGAGUGCGGACUGGAUCUCAGCCCCGGCCGCGGCCCCGGAGGUCUCCGAGAAGCUGCCUGUGAAGAUCGAUGACUGACGGCCGGACCAGCCAUCUGCCCGCAGAGUCUCAUCUUGCUUCUUUGACUUUUUAAUUUUAUUUUUUUGGGGGGGAAAUCUACAUCUGGUAACUGGGGUGCAAACCUCUUCAAGAAGGCAACAUCCAGUAAAUCUGCCAGCAGGUGGCUUCCUGCAGGUCUCGUCCCUAACGUGUCACCGUGACCACGAGGACCUCCUUGUGCUGAUCCAGCCGCAGGCCUUGUGAUGCCAUCGACUUGUGGACCCACCUUUUUAAUAGGCUGUUUGCCGAGACCUCCCUGGGAAUGGACAGAAAUUAUGCAGGAAAGGGAUAUUUCGCCGUGGCAUCUUUCUGGUGAGGGUCUCAGAGGUACUGUUUCGCCCCGGACUUGAUGUGACACCAGUGUCAUUCUGGCACUCUUGGUCACGAGCAGGAACUUUGAUGUCCGCCGUUCCCGCCUGCAGCUCUGGGCAGUGCCACGGAGGGUGGGGCAGGAGGGACGGGCAGCGUCCUGCGUUUGGAGAGGUGGGCCCAGACCUUCACCCGCAGGGCUGGGAAGAGCAGGUUAGCAGUGGGGCCCGCCCCGAGCAGAGCUGCAGGGACACAGCGAAUUACAGGGCGGCGAGUAGCGCAGGAGACGGCAGCGAGUCGGUUCAAACUUCUUUCUUCAUUGUAGUCUUGGCUAGCUUACCCCUUUGAACAAGCAAAAGCAAGGUACACACAUUUUUUUUAAAGGUCAACUCUUACAGACAUAAAAUGUGAAUUUUAAAUAAUGGUUCCUUUAUACUUUCACUUUGUGUCAUUGCAAAAAUUAUAGACUCACAUUCAAAA
Messenger RNA from Tupaia belangeri chinensis (Chinese tree shrew), 3405 nucleotides. RefSeq names its product phosphodiesterase 10A (gene PDE10A). The transcript has 22 exons. Gene Ontology annotation, biological process: signal transduction. The record is from RefSeq and is a predicted model, not a curated record. Bases 139 to 2595 code for a protein of 818 amino acids. Gene Ontology annotation, molecular function: protein binding; 3',5'-cyclic-nucleotide phosphodiesterase activity. NCBI's taxonomy places the organism in Eukaryota, Metazoa, Chordata, Mammalia, Scandentia, Tupaiidae.